AUGGCAACUCGUGCCGUGGGCUUCGCUUUGCGCCUUUCUCCCGGCCGCGCUUCCCUCCGGAAGCCGCUGGCGGUCAGGUGCUUCUCAAUCGACCCCUACGAUGGUGGACAGGAUCCCUACAGUCCAGGCAGAUCAAAAUCUCGCUUCGACGAUUCUGGCCGUGACUUCAGAGGCCAAGGCCGCUCUGACGGAGGCCGCUCUGACGGAGGCCGCUUUGAUCGGGGCAAGGAUUUCGGAGGCAGAAGAGGUUAUGAUACGCCCCUGACGGGUGGAAGCAUGCCCGACCGAAUGGGGAGCCUGGGUCAGAACCUCAAGCACAUGAACUGGCAGCAGGAGGAGUUGGUCAAUGUGCAAAAGAACUUUUACAAGGAACACCCGGAGAUCGCCGCCAUGACCGAGCAGCAGGUCGCAGAGAGUCUGAAGGCCUUGAAUGCGAAUAUCGAGGGCCGCAAGCCACACCCAAGGCCUGUGACUCGGUUCGACUGCAUCGGCUUGCCGGAAGACCUCCUGCAGACAGUGAAAGGCGCGGGCUUCGACCAGCCGACGCCCAUCCAGGCGGUGGGCUGGCCUGCAGCGUUGAGCGGGCGAGACAUGGUGGGCAUAGCUCAGACGGGCAGCGGCAAGACGCUCGCCUACCUCCUGCCCGGCCUGAUUCACAUUGCCGAGCAGCCGGCGCUGCUUGCCGGAGAUGGCCCCAUUGCUCUGGUCAUGGCUCCCACCCGCGAGUUGGCGAUGCAGAUCCACUCGGAGGUGAUGCGCUUCACAGAUGGCUCCCGGAUUCGAUCCACCGCCGUGUUCGGAGGAGUCAAUCGAUACUCCCAGGCGUCGGACUUGCGGCGGGGAGUGGAGAUUCUGAUCGCCACGCCCGGUCGCUUGUUGGACUUUCUGGAGUCUGGCACCACCAACCUCAAGCGCGUCACCUACUUGAACUUGGACGAGGCGGACCGAAUGCUGGACAUGGGUUUCGAGCCUCAAAUCCGGAAGGUCGUAUCGCAGAUCCGGCCGGACAGGCAAACCUUGAUGUGGUCGGCGACGUGGCCCAAAGAGAUUCAACGACUGGCACGCGACUUCUGCCGCGAGGAGACCCCGUGA
Molecule: messenger RNA, 1092 nt
Organism: Effrenium voratum
Lineage: Eukaryota; Dinophyceae; Suessiales; Symbiodiniaceae
Source: the annotation of a GenBank genome assembly